UUGCGUGAUGGGCCUGGAUCCCUUUGGAUGGGUGGUCGUCUUGGAUCCCUCUGGAUCCCAUGUGUGGUGGGCCUGGGUCCCUCUGGAUCCCAUUGCAUGGUGGGUCCAAAUCCAGUUGGGUGGUGGUCUUAGACCACUCUGGAUCCCUUGGCCUGGUGGGCCUGGAUCCAGUUGGGUGGGGGUCUUGGAUCCCUCUCGAUCCCUUGGCGUGGUGGCCUGGAUCCAGUUGGGUGGUGGGCUUGGAUCCCUCUGGAUUCUGUUGUGUGGUGGGCUUGGGUUCCUCUGGAUCCUGUUGCAUGGGGGGCCCAGAUCCAGUUGGGUGGGGGUCUGGGAUCCCUCUGGAUCCUGUUGGGUGGGUGUCUUGGAUCCUUCCAGAUCCUGUUGCAUGGUGGGCCAGCAUCCAGUUGAGUGGGGGUCUUGGGUCUUUCCAUAUCCCUUUGCAUGGUGGGCCCAGAUCCCGUUGCAUGGUGGUCUUGGAUACCUCUGGAUCCCUUUGUGUGGUGGGCCCGGAUCCCUCUGGAUCCGUUGGCGUAGUGUGCCCGGAUCCAGUUGGGUGGGCGUCUUGGAUCCCUCAGGACCCAUUUGCAUGGUGGGUCCAGAUCCCAUGCGGUGGUGGCUCCUGGUUCUUCUGGAUCCCUUUGCAUGGUGGACCAGGGUCCCUCUGGACCCCUCCAGAUGCUGGCAUCAGAUUCUUCCAGGUGGCGGCUCUGGAUCCUUCUGGAUUUCCCUGCGUAGAGGCCCCAGAGUCCCCUGGAUCCCCUCACAGUGGCCCCAAAUCCCCCUGGAUCCUGUAGCAGUGGCCCAGGAUCUCCUGGUGCAUCUGGGUGCCCUCACAGCAGCCCCAGAGCCCUCUGUCACGGCACGGGGGGAGCAGAGGCAGCAGCUGGGACUGUGCCCCACAUCACUGUCUGCUGCGUGGCCAACCCGCACGGCAGGGAGCUGGCAAGCCAGGAGGCUCUGA
Messenger RNA from Cygnus olor (mute swan), 961 nucleotides. RefSeq lists its product as uncharacterized. Lineage: Eukaryota; Metazoa; Chordata; Aves; Anseriformes; Anatidae. Bases 8 to 961 code for a protein of 317 amino acids. The transcript is spliced from 2 exons. The record is from RefSeq and is a predicted model, not a curated record.